UUUUCACAGCUGUUGCAACCUCAGCUAUGGAUAAAAUCGAGGAGAGCCCCGGAACCCAAAGGAUUCGUGGAGCACUCGUCCAGAAUAGAUAUCCUCUCCCAGAAGCCAUUGUUCAUUUUAUGGAAGAACGGCGAAGUGAUUUCAGUUUUCAUGGACCCGUCCGAGACAGUUUCCUCGGCAAAUUUUAAACGGGGCCUGGCUAGUCUGCUACAAUAUCGGGUUUUCGACAGCGAUGUUUGGGAGAGGGACGCUUCCGGUUUCUGUAACGUGACCUACCACUCUCUAGGACCGAAGACAAUUAAAAAGGAGAAAAUCCAUUGCGAGAAAAAUGGUUUGCCUCCGGUGAAACGGCACCCUAAUCCGUUGUUUGGUGUCAAAGUAGCUGGUUCGCACGUUUCUACUUAUGAACUGACUCAAGAGCUCGUACCAAAAAUCGUUGUUGAGGAAGAGAGGCAUAAAAUGACUUUGACAGCUAGACCG
Molecule: messenger RNA, 480 nt
Organism: Ceratina calcarata
Lineage: Eukaryota; Metazoa; Arthropoda; Insecta; Hymenoptera; Apidae
Product: microsomal triglyceride transfer protein large subunit-like
Exons: 1
Biological process (GO): lipid transport; lipoprotein metabolic process
Cellular component (GO): basolateral plasma membrane; endoplasmic reticulum; Golgi apparatus
Source: RefSeq, a predicted model, not a curated record